CUUCAUUGCACCCUUCUCCCCUGUUUUCCUUAGAGACAUCAUGGCGCUGCUUUCAGAUCUUCUAAACCUAAACCUCUCAGACUGCACUGACAAGAUCAUUGCUGAGUACAUAUGGGUCGGUGGAUCUGGCAUAGACAUUAGAAGCAAAGCAAGAACUCUUUCUGGACCUGUUAAUGAUCCCUCAAAGCUUCCCAAGUGGAAUUAUGAUGGUUCAAGCACUGGUCAAGCUCCUGGGGAAGACAGUGAAGUGAUCUUAUAUCCUCAAGCUAUCUUCAGAGAUCCAUUUAGGAGGGGCAACAAUAUUCUUGUGAGAGCGAUGCCUUUAACUAAGAGAUGGGUAACGUCUUCAAGCGGCUUCCUGGGUCUCCCUCUGUGGUUUUUGCAAGAGGAAGGUCUUGAAGGAGGAGGAGGCAAUGGCGAUUGUUUAGGAGGGAAAGGAGGGAUAUUUUCCUUGUUAUCAUGUUGGGAAAUGGGGAAGGCAGCCAUUGGGUUUUGGGUGAGAGAGGCGAAGAGUGAGGAAUGAAGUUGGGGAGGAAGAAGGGGAGAGGGAGCACAUGUAUAAUGGUGGGUUUUGGAGGGGAGAAAAAUAGAGAUUUUGAAUUCAAGAGGUUUUGGAAAUGUCUCUGGUUUUUUUAGGAUUUGAUUUGGUGGAGGGAAUUUUGGAGGGGAAGAAGAGUUGUUUUGUUGAAUUCUAGAGGGAGAUAAAAAGCGCUUCUUUUU
Messenger RNA from Rubroshorea leprosula, 720 nucleotides. The record is from the annotation of a GenBank genome assembly. Lineage: Eukaryota; Viridiplantae; Streptophyta; Magnoliopsida; Malvales; Dipterocarpaceae.